Rhipicephalus microplus (southern cattle tick) is the source of this 7516-nucleotide messenger RNA. RefSeq names its product cation-dependent mannose-6-phosphate receptor. Gene Ontology annotation, cellular component: trans-Golgi network; Golgi apparatus; endosome. Gene Ontology annotation, biological process: protein targeting to lysosome. Gene Ontology annotation, molecular function: protein domain specific binding. The record is from RefSeq and is a predicted model, not a curated record. NCBI's taxonomy places the organism in Eukaryota, Metazoa, Arthropoda, Arachnida, Ixodida, Ixodidae.
AAUCGAAUGUCGGCCCAAGUAAUGUGCUAUCAUGUUUUCGCGCAGCGUAAACAAUGAGUGUCUACGCUUCCUGCUGGUCGUGUGUGUGUUUCUGCCCUGUGUCGUAGCCGAAACUCCUGGGUGCACUCUGGUAAACAAGGACUCGAAAUCGGAGAAAGCGCUUUUGGAAGGGCUGCACGACUUGAAGGGCGAAACAUUCACUGUCGAGGACAGGGUAGACGGUAAACUGAAGAACGUCUACGAAAUCGGCAUAUGUGCCAGCGUGAACAAGUCUGCUCCACAAGUAGGGGCCAUUCAGCAUGUCAUUGGCGAAAAAGUCAACCAAACAGUCGUGCUAGGCCAGCUGAAUUCUACCACGCUACUCGGAGCUCCCGGGUGGACUCUAGUCACUUACAGAAACGGAGAUCGCUAUAACGGAUCGUGUAACAACUCCUCGCGAGAAGUCCAGUUUGCUGUCAUCUGUAGUCCAAACGAGCAUCACGGCACCCUUCAGAUUGCGUCCAGUGGCCGUGCAGGAGAGACAGCAUGCACUUUCCUUUUUGUGAUCAGCAGCAGUGUCGUCUGUUCAAAGGAGAAACACGAGCAGCACCAUCGUGGCCUCAGUGGGGGAGCUGUAUUUUGCAUACUAUUUUUCACAGUGGCCGGCAGCUAUCUGCUCUUGGGUUUCCUGUACAAGCGCAUUGUUGUUGGAGCAAAAGGCCUAGAGCAGAUACCCAACUAUAGUUUCUGGAAGGAUUGUGGCAACCUGCAAGCUGACGGGUGCAACUACAUCUGCCGCUGCCAAUGCGACUCUGCCGACGAGCACCGUUCCUACCGGGACAUCGAUGACAGGCCGCUUCGCCCGGACGAAGACAGGGACGACCAGCUGCUGACCAUGCAUUAGCUCUGUUGGGUUCGUGUGCAGCAUGCGUCACCACGGAAUAGAUAGAACGUUGGAUAGGGAGAGAAAAUGCUUUGAAUGCACGCGCAUCACAUAUCACCGUUGUCGUUAUGGAGCUGCUAUUCCGUCAUUAAGAUUUUAUGCGCUUCUUAAAGCAGAGAUUUUGUUGAAACCUGGUGUAUAAAGCCUCACGUAUUACUGAUGCAUACUUUUCCACCACCAUAACGAGGAGGAAGCACGAUGGAAAUGCUUCGGCACAGUUUGUGAAAUAGACAAAACACAGCAGUCUAGUAAUGCUAGACUGCAUACCUCACACUGUGAAUAAUUCGGCUUGGGAGGCAUUCAAAUCAUUUUCAUACUUACCUCCACGUAUAUGAGCGAAUUUCGUGACAGCUAGAAAAGUGGUGGAUGUGAUAGUCUUCUUGGAGUGCGAAGGAAAUGUGUGGGCGAGGGGAUCCUUAUCAGUCUGUGUCUGAUGUGUGGAGCUCCGUUCCGACGUGGUGGCUGCAGUGGUGAAGACUACAUCGUUGACAGCGCAGGGAAGAACCACCCAAACUACAUUGUCUCUCUCCUAAUAGAAGCUGGCAACAGUUAUAGAUUGAAGCAGAAAGUUGCUGUCUUACUAAGGCUUUGUUGACCCCAAAAUAGUACCGUUUCUCAGCUUUCCGAUGUUUCGUGCCUAAUCUAUAGUGGCUCUGAAGGUGUCCCAUAACACUCUGGCAACCAUUAUGGGUGCUUGUAAAGUGAUCUUGGCAACCCAUGAAUUGCCCAUGCUGCCCGGAGACAUCAAACACGAAGGACUGUCUGCCAAGUGUGUUUGCGGAAGCAGUUCGCAACAAACAUAUUGUUCAGCUACUGUUUUGCAAACUUGCAUGUAUUGUACGACAAGGCUUCAAAAACUUUUUUUCCUUAGUUCUCAGAGAAGCAGACCUUGCGGUAUAGCCGUGCGCUUUUGAUACAAAUGGCUGGAGACGUAUAAAAAACGUGCCAUCGCUGCACUAGGCAUGUUCCUGCACCACUGUAUUUGACUAAAGCCCAUGAAACCAGUGCGGAAACUGUGCAUUCCACUUGGUAAAUAUUUUUCAGGAUGAAUACUUUUGCACCUGGUGAAUACUUUCACACGACACGUCGUCUUGUGUAACACUUCAUAGGAGAGACUGAUGUUCUGGUUAUGGCAUUCACCAACCGGCGUACACCGUGUGUGACAUUCCUCAAAGCGAUAUAAAAGCAAUGCCUGCUCUCUAAGAGCCAUGCUUGUGAGAAAAUGGCAGGCUUAGCAAAAUUCGUUGUGAAGAUCUUAUCUUAUAAGAGUAAUGGCAUUUUUUCCUGUUAAACGUCCCUAGUGAGUUCAACUGGGCAGAGGGUAGGCUGUAUCAAGUUUUGUUAGGAGUUAUUUUAAAGUUAUGGUUACAUACUGUGUGUGCACUCAGUCAGAGCAUGUCUAUUUUGUUUCGUUUGGGAUUUGUGGCUGUCUGAUCGAUGAGUGACCGACUGGAGAAACGAAAGAAUAGCGUGUGUGCUUUGUGCUUCUUUCGUGAUGUGAGAGUUCAACCCCCAGAGAAAAACUGAUGGCUGCAGGCAUAACAGCUCAGUCAAAUCCAAGCUGCAGAAGUUAUUAGUGCAGUGGUAAAAAAACAAACAAAUGUUGGACACUUUCCCUCGUACUGCAAUGAGGAUUUCAUGAUUCUGGUAAAGAUUGGGCAAGACUUAAAAGGACACUGACAUUGGAAACUAACGGCAAAUGUUGCACUUUCCAAAUGUGCAAUUCCCUCCCCCCCAAAAAAAACCUAAAUAAACCAUAAUUCCACUGGCGGAUAUCGUAGCUACUCAUCUACCCCAGUGUGAACAUAAAAAAAAAAAAAACAAAACAUCAGUCUUCAACAGCAGUACUGUGGUUGUUGGCUUUUAGAGCUGGCACGAAAGGCCUCCAUGAUGAAGCAGAAACAAUAAUGAAGAUGUGAACCACGCACUGCUGUGAUAAUAGCUGCCAAACAACCCUGAAUGAUGUUUUUAUGGCAUGUAAACUAGAAACCUGGUCUUGGGACUUUCUGCAAGCUUCACGUGGCAGAUACGAGAGCAAGAUAUCAGCACCUUCUGACUUUUAAGACAAUCUGUCAGUGUUCUUCAAGAUGGCAGUACAUAUUUGCUUAUCUCUAGCGAUUUCCAGCAUACUGUUCUCUGAAAUAAUAUGCAACGUACCACAAUCUCGGGUGUCAUAGUUUUGGUGCACGGCUAGUGAUUAUCGUUUCCAAUUAGAGAAUCAAGUGAUCUUGUACAAGAUGAAAGCCAUCGCAAAAUGCAGAUGUGUCGUAUACACCUGAUGUUUUUGGCACUGGUAUUGUAGCUACAUGCACACAAACACAGAAGCUGUCAUAUUUCACAUACUGUAGUGGUAGCGACAUACAGCAAACCGAGUACUGGAAAAUGACUUGCAAUGUUUUGACGAUGUCAUACAUGUAGGCCAAUAAUGAGCGAGAGAGGGAACGACAGUAUAAAUAGUUUUAGUUUACUUUCCUUUUCUUGCACCGUGGCUACACUUGGGUGCACAUCCUGUUUUUGUUUCUUUGAAAGUCGUAUGUUGGGCAUUUAUGUUUCACCUUGUACCCACAUAUGAAGCAUUCACAAAACACAUCACACGAAAUGCUACACGAACGAAGUAAGGGAUUUUCUCUGGAGAUCCUAACAAAUGAAACACAGCAGUCCUAGCUAAUGGCAUUGACGAAGUCCGGCCAAGGUCAAAGCCGCAUGCCUCAAUAUCGUGCAGUUUAUCGCAUGUACAAACUGUCCUCAUAAUUUUAUCAGACAUUUGCUCCCCAGAGAAUCUCUGGUUUUAUGCCAUCGAGGCUCGGUAGUACAAAUUUAGUGAAACACAGGGUUGGUUGCAAAGGCUACCACACUAUGAAAUUUAGAGUCUGGAACUAUGCGCCCAGGUACCGUGGGAAUUCUUGAAAAAAAUCCCACAUACCAUUAACUUUUAUGGCUAACUGCAAGAACAUUUUAGGUCGUCUAGUAUAGUGCACCGGGCAAUACAUGAAAAUCAACACAACUGCACAGUCAACUUUUAUUUGUUGGCUUGUGUGCUGUUUAAAGUAGUAUUAUCAGAUACAACACCUGUGAGGGAUACACAUACAAUACACAAAUCAACCAUGUUAUAUGUAUACAGGUGUGCUGGAAGCACAGAUGUUGGCAGUGGUACCCAGGGGCCUUCCUCAUCUGCUUUUUUGGUUCUUAUGAUAAUAGCAUUCAUUCGUAUUGAACACACAUGCAAAGUCCUGACAAAAUUCUCAUUUCAAUAUUAGAUAUUUAGGUGUCAAGUUUUGAAGCUGUCCUGUAGUGCUUCAACUGGUACAAUAAACUGGCAUAUGCCAGUGCAACCACCGAACAAGCUUUAGUGUAAGGCUCAGUGACUGUACAUGACGUUCCACUUACACCAUUUCUUUAGACAUAAAAAAAACUUUUGGUUAUUGCACAAGCUAUGUGUAUACCGAUGUUUUUUUUUUUUUUCACGUUAAUUAUUGUCGCAGUAGAAAUCUGUAAAGGUGUGGGAACGGGAACUUUUGAAAUGAUUUCAAAUGUUACCAAAAGCAAACCAAUUCGAUUAUCAAAACUGUUUUGAAGAUGGAAGAACUGCUUUUACAACUUAUACUGUACACUCACUCCUCCUUAUAACAUAGUUGCAUCUUACGAGAAAAUAAGCUCGUCAUAUCCGAAAAUUCGUGAUAAAGACUAUUUCUAACAGUGUAUUUAUUGCAAGACUAUUUUCUAUUUAAUUUGCUAUAACCUUUAAUUCGUUAUACCGGUGUUUGUUAUAUCGAGGCUUGAGUGUAAAUGAUGUUCACAUCGAAGUGUUUCCUGUCCUGGCAUUAAAACUAGAAAUGGACAGCAGCAGGAAUGAAUAGGCACAUUUUUCUCACGUACAGAACUUGCCGGAGUGUGCGAAUGACUGCUGUAUACCGCUAAAGUCUGGCUCCCCGUGUGAUAUAUCCUGUUGCACCGCACGUUUUACGUAUUAUGGCUAUAUUAUGCCCGUGCAGGCUAAGUUUAUUGCAAUUUUACACCGAUUUUGUAUUUGUAUGGGUGCAGUUGACAUUCUAAAAUACUUGGAAAGUAUUCUAGAAACAUUCCUGUCUUCAAAUAGCACCAUUCAAUUCAAAGAUCAAAUCAAAGAGGGCACUGUUUGAUUAUGUAUUUCCAUGCAUCUUUAAAAAAAAAAAAUCUGUGAACAUCAGGAACAUUCUUUGUGAGCAUUGUGUAGGACGACUGUUUUCUAGAUGGUUGCAGCUUUAGAGCAAAAGUUGAUUACAGUGCCUAAUUAAGUAAUGGCUUGAAGUACAUCAAGGCCCGUUUGGUUUCUGUGAAUUGUAGUAUCGAAAACCAUGAUGGCAGCGGUAUUCUUGAGUCUUUAUGAAAAAUGAAAUAUAGUUAGCUACUGCUGUCAUGCUACUAAAUGCAUCUUGUAAAGGUUAAACCAAAUAUGAAUAUAGUGCUUAGCUGUGGCUAACAUAUGCCACAACGUAAUUAGCAAACAUGUUAUAUUUACCAAUUACAAACAGUAGUUGCGGUGCCUAUUUAGCAUCACCAUGGUAUUACAAAUAAUAUCAUGCAGUAUUUCACCGACUUUGUAAAAUGGUGUUGUUCUCAUGUGGGAAUUUCCUGACAUUGCCCAUGCACUACUUUCACUAUUUCCUGUUCUCUAAUGAAAUCUGUUUGUUUUACUUUUACUGUGACCAUCGGAUUUGUCGAACUCAUGUUGUCCCUAUAACACUGCUACAUGUGGUUCAUCAUGUGGGUUGUAGUUCUGUACAUUUCCCACACUACUCUUGCACACAAUGUGGAGAGCUGAAACAGUUUAACAUUUGUACUUUUUUGUGUGAAUACUAGAAAAUGCAUACGAAUCCAUUUUGCUUUUUAGUAUUGGGGGAAGUAACGCAAAGGCUUGUCCACCGCACUUCACGCUUGUGUGCCAUUCUGGGCCUUGCAUGUGCAUAUGCAAUGAAGUUUCACAAAGCAGAUCCACAAUUUACACAGUGCUUUGAACAUGAUAUCCGGCUUGUCUAUUGUAUAAACAGCCUCCUUUUACUGUUUUCAUUUUUCGUUCCAAGUCCUUUAGUGUAGUGCAACUGUACAUUGCAAGAGUGCAAAAGUGUUUGGCUAUGUCUUUCGAAGCUUUUCUGGUGAUUCUAAGCUUGAACCAAACAACUUGCUUACAAAAUUCAGAAAAAACUUACACCUCUUGACAAAAGAACUGAAGUUCGCUAUUAUUUACCAACUUGGAUGUCAGGAACACAUCGAGGUGUUGGCACGAUACUCGUCAGGAGCAGUUAAAUACAAAACACUUGAUUGAUCUAUGCUAAACACACAAAAAAGUUAAAAAAACGUUGAUAGGUUUUAAGGUUGACCUGCCGUACUUAAAAGUUAACCUUCAUCCUACUACAGUGCAGAUAACUUGCAGUGGUUCGUGUUCUGUAAGAAAGAGACAAGUUUAGAAGAGCAUACCUUUAGAAUGACUGCCAGACCAUUGCACCUCUUAUCCGCAUGUUCGUGAAUCAACAUCAACCGAACUCACUCUUUCUCAGCUAUUCGAGCAUACUAAAUCAUUCAGAAUCUGCCACUUUUGCACACCAUGGUAGGUGCACAGCCACAAAGGUGGCCUCUGUAACUUGGCAUGCUGCCGCAGUCGUGGAGGCCACUACGUAAUGGGAAUGCUAGUAGAUAGCUAGGCUCUGUCCACUGCGAGAGACUCAAUUUUCAGUGGCAUUCAUGGGCCCUUUAUGAACCAGCAGAGCGAGUCUGCUAGAUUCGCACAUUCCCGUAGGGCUGACUGCUCGACAAAGCAGCUUGAGUUGACCGUGCUGAGCCAGUGUGAAUGCUGUUGCUUGUUCUUCAUCAGUUAGUGUAGUUCCAGUUGGUGUACCUUGACAAGAUGGGCACGUGGCUUCUGUGUCUUGAGAACGGCCAUGCAAAAAUGCCAAUAUUUGCUUUGUAUUGCUCUCGUGCACUCGACUGCUCUCUUGGUCUUGAGCGAUCACACCUUGUUUUUUAUCGCCUCAUAUUGUGCCGAUGCUCUGGUGUUGUGCGCUUCAUUCUAGUCAUACAGAAACACUCUCUAGUGGUGUUAUCUCGUUUGUAGUUGUGCAAAACUUUCGCACUCCCAGGGUCUCUGUUGUGGAAGUCGAUGUUAUUUAAUUUUCAAGAGCCGCUUUACCACGUUUUAAUAACUCACAGCUUUUUAAGCUACAAGAAAAGCUGUUGCCAAUUUUGUAGGAAACCCUAGACUGAAGCAAGGCAGGCGCGUGCGCUACUGCCAUUCAGCAAGUGCUCACGAGCUGUUGCAGGACAGGUUCGCAACCUGUCACUAUUUCUGCAUCGAAAAUGUCGUCGUUGCAUUCGAAUUGUUGGAGGAAUUUUUCAUUGUGCCUGGCCUUUUCUUCGGUCAGUGUCAUGCUGUAGUGAAAUUGGAUUUUUUUCUAGACUGUGUGUACAUGAUACUGUGUUGAUACAAUGUGGCUCUUGUUUCCAGAAAUUUGUGUGUUGGUCGGUUGUUUUACCUAUGUUGGCUUCCUUUUCUUUUAUCUGCUUGCCUGGUUGCAUGUACGAUUGGUUUUGUGGAAAUAAAUGUGGAACACAACGAACAGG